UGUUUCACAUUUUUAAACCUUAGACUGUUUCCGUUUUGUAUUUUAUAAUUGAUUACCAUUUUAGCCUUUUUUUAAAGUGGAUACAUUUAUUUAUUUUUUAAUGCAUUCAACUCUUAAUUUUAUAUUUAUUUGGAUAUAUAUUUCAUGCCAAUGCAUUGUCGAACAUUUUUAAAAUGCUUAAUACCGUAUUGUGUUGGCCUCGGAAGAUGUACAUACUAGUGGGCGUUUUUUGUGAUGGCUUUACUGUCUUAUGAAAUAACAACUUUCAAUGCGUGUUGUGAAUUGCCAUUUUGUAUGUACUUCUUGCGUUCCUACAAUAUUUAAUUUUUUAUUUCGUUAAGUCACGUUAUUUUGUUUGGUAUCUUAGCCAUGUACCAGUUCACCAAAAUGGCUCGUGUUUACAUUCAUUUUCAUGUUUAUUUAAUAGCAAUUUUGCUUUCGUUUUGGUAAAUUUAAUUGUUUUGGAAAAACGGACGAGUAUGUAAAUAUGGUAAAGAAAACCGUUGUCUCAUCUAAUUUUACUUUUGUGUAUUAUCUCAUAAUGUUUUAUAAACAUCUACUAAGUUUUAUGUUUUGGACAUCAAACGAAUAAAUGGUGGAGUUGUAACGUAAUGUCGACGUUGAUGUCAUUAGAAGCGUUGAGGGGUGAAGAGAUUUAAGAUAACGUGAGAUCUGUCAACACUCGAGUAUGGAAGGCAACGGCAAUGUGGGCCCCGGUGGGCCCAAGAUCAUGGUGUUUCGCCCAACGUUUGAAGAGUUCAAAGAUUUCACUGGCUACAUAGCUCAUAUGGAAAAAAUGGGUGCACAUAAAGCAGGACUUGCAAAGGUUAUUCCACCGGUUGAGUGGGUAGCACGCAAGUCGGGCUAUGCCGUAGAAAAUAUUGACAUCACAAUUCCAGCACCUAUCUGUCAAGUUGUGGAUGGCAAACCAGGGCUAUACACUCAAAUAAAUGUACAGAAGAAGGCCAUGACUGUCAGAGAAUACCACGAACUUGCCAGCAGUGACAGGUACAAGACACCUACACACUUUGACUAUGAAGAUUUGGAGAGGACGUACUGGAAAAAGAUUAUGUAUGGAUCUCCUAUUUAUGGUGCCGAUGUUUCAGGGAGCCUUACAGACCCUGAUGUGAAUGUAUGGAACAUCAACCGGCUGGGGACUAUCCUAGACUUUGUUGAUGAGGAUUAUGGAAUAAGCAUAGAAGGAGUGAACACAGCAUAUCUUUAUUUUGGAAUGUGGAAGACAACGUUUGCAUGGCAUACGGAGGAUAUGGACUUGUACAGCAUCAAUUACUUACAUUUUGGAGCUCCAAAGACAUGGUAUGCGAUCCCACCUGAACAUGGUCGGCGUUUCGAAAGGCUUGCAAAUGGUUUCUUCCCAGAGGCAUACAAGUCAUGUUCAGCGUUCCUGCGGCACAAAAUGUCUCUGAUAUCUCCGCAAGUCAUGAAGAAAUACUCAAUUCCAUUUAAUAAGAUAACACAAGAGGCGGGGGAGAUAAUGAUCACUUUCCCAUACGGCUAUCACGCGGGCUUCAACCAUGGCUUCAACUGUGCAGAAUCAACUAAUUUUGCUACGCCACGCUGGGUGGAAUAUGGAAAGAGGGCAUCACAGUGCUCAUGCAGGGGAGACAUGGUGAAGAUUAGCAUGGAUACUUUUGUGAAGAGAUUCCAGCCUGACCGAUACCACCUGUGGCUUCAAGGGAAAGAUUUUGGAUCUCACCCUGAGGAUCCGUCACGUCACUACGCUGCUCCACCACCCUCUCAGACAGAUGUCCUGGCCAACAAGAACAACACAGAGUUGCCAGUUUCAUUUCUGGAAGCACCAAAGAAAAACCACAAGCGCCAUCCAAUUCAUAGAAAGAAGGGAAACAUGAAGGAUAAAGAUAAAGAGGAGGGGUAUGAAGGCAUCGUGGAGAUUCCUUCUGAUGUGCAGAAGGUUCUUGAAGAAAUAGAUCAGGAGGAAGAAUUCCCGGAUGUCGGUUCUCUUGAAGUUCUAGGCGAUAUCUGGAUGAAAGCUGGAGAGAUGAAUGAAGAAGAGAGGCAGUCCUUAGAAGACUAUUUUGAAAAUUCAAAUCGGAAACGAAAGAAGUCUUGUGAAAGUGAAAAAGAAACAAAGCCCAAGAAGAAGAAAAUUAAAGUGGAAGAUGAUGUAGAUUGGAAGGAUGAGGAUGAAUUUGUUGGUGGAAACAACAAAUUUGGAGAGUUAGGGGCAAUAGUGAUGCCUGCUGUGUCAAAAAAUGUGAAGAAAAAGCUUCAUGACAAUGCAUAUAAACAGAAGAAACCUCCACCUGGAAUUUUCACCCCAACCCAAUCUUCUUCAAGCAUUCAGCAGAAGAAUUCUACAUCUAAAGAUUACUUGGGAGAGUUCCUUAGUUUUGUUGAGUCUUCGAGCCAACAAUUUGACAGCAAUAAUAAAGAAACAUUACCUACAAUUUAUUCUGGGAAAUCACAUAGGUCACCAUCAAAUGAAAAGUUAGUAUCAGCUAUCAGGAUUAACACAAAGGAAGGUAAAGUUGUUUCAGUUUCUGGUGGAAUGAGGAAACCAAAGCUCGAAAGCACUGAAGCAAAGGAAAUAAAGUUAGAGCCAGAAGUUGCAAUGUCUAAGCAUGAAGGAAGUGGUACAGAUAUAAUUAGAAUUAAAACUGAAAAUUCAGUCUCGGAUAAGAAGAGUGAUCCUGGAAUGCAGGCCUCAGUUAUGGAUGCAGAGUCUAAUGAGGAAAUCAUGUCUGCAGUCGGCUGCCUCCUGCAACUUCGCAAAGGAGCAGACGAGAAGAAACGUAAAUCAGACAUAGUUGAAAGAAAUGGUAAGGAACGUGAUGAAGCUGAAGUGGCGGAACCACACAGCACAAAUGAGAACACGAGCAGAACAUCCACUUCGGACAAUCAAAAGACAAUUACUUUGGCAUAUUUUAGACCAAACCGAAAUUCUGAUUCUGAAUCAGGUUCGGUGAAGAAGUUAAAAUUGACCGUUGGGGAGAAUAAGGAAUUGUACUAUAAAAAUGUAGUUGGCGAACUAAAACUUUUCCCAAAGAAUUUGUUGCUUGGCUGUAGCAGCAAGUUAAAUUAUAUUUCCAGUAAAUCUGCGCAUGAUAAAAAUAAACAGUCACCAAAUGACUCAUCAAACAGAAAAGUGUUAUUCGAAGGUCCGCCAUCUCAGAGUGCUGUAAAUACGACAGACAAUACGGAGACUCAAAAAAAAGUAAGCAAGUUUGGGCGUCCCAUGUUUGGUGGUCGAGAAAGUGAUAAGAAAAGACUGCAACAUUCUGAAUCUGAUAAACGUGGUAAAAAGAUGAAAAAGAAAGGUAGUUUACGUAAGACUUUGCGUAACUCUCUGCAUGUAAUAAGACCUAACACAGUGCAUUCAAGCAAUAGUAAAGUGUCUAUUGAUCUACAGGAAGCUUUGGAAUCUUGUAUCACAAGCUCAGUUUUCAAGGACGAAUUGAACUCUCCUAAAGACGAAACAUUAACUCUCUAUGGCAUAAGUGAUAACUGCAGCACUAUACCAUCUAGUAGUGUCACAUCUUUACCUAAAGUUACAAACACUGCUAUAGCUGAAUCAACUCCUUCUACAGCAAGGAAACUACCUGAAGCUGGAAAAUCAGGUGAUAGACAGGGAAACAAUCCUAAAAUCAGUAUAAAAUCUGUAGAGAGUUUGAAGAAAAGCCCAUCUUUGGGGGAAACAUCAAAAUCUGAAUGUUUAGAAGACUCACAAUCUCAAAAUAACUCUCCAAUUGAUAAAAGUAAGGUAUUACCAAAUGCUGCUGUUACAGAACAGUCAGUGGUUACAUCUAAAAAAGAAAUUGGUACUGGAUGUGUACAAAGGACAGCCCUUGGAGCUUCAAAGACCCCUUCACCCCUGCCUAUAACACAGAAAAACUCUACAAGUAGCACUCCUGGAGUGAGUCCAAAACAACCAAAAAUGCCUGAAACUGAUGUUUCAGCUAAUUCCAAAAUUGGGAAUACCACAGUGUCGGAAAAAUCAGAGCCAUUGCAAAAUUCAAAAGUUUUUGAGAAUUUGCCUUCCACUUCGAAGAGUGGUGAGGCAUCUCAUUUUGCAGUAUCACAAUCAGUUUCUAAGUCUCUGAAGCAGAUGUCUACAUCAAAGGCAGUCAUGUUAGAUAGACCAAAAAAUAGUGCUCUUACACCACCUAAAAUUUCACUACGCAGUGUAAGAGUAGAGUCAUUGCGACGAAUGUCUCCGAAAUCACCAGUUAAAGCAGACACACUGGCAAGUGGCAAGUUGACCGUAGUUUCAUCUUUACAACGCUUAUCUGCAGUAUCUGUUACUGCUUUUUCCAAAUCUUCAAUCCAGUGUAGUCCAUCCAAUACAUUGAAGUCACCACCAAUCAUUUCUACUCCAGAAAUACCAUUAAAAUCUGCUGUUACAUCCCCAAGUUCUUCUAAUGCAAAGCAUGAAUUAAAUAGCUCAGUAUGUUUAUUGGAAGUUUCAUCAGGGAAAGCUAUGAAAACUAUUGCUGCAAAUAAACCAAAACCAAUAUCUAAAACUAAACCUCUAACAUCAAAACAAAAGGAGAACUUGGAACAGUCAAAUCAUUCAACAGUGGCAAUUCCAAAACAACAGUUAUCAAAAGUGCAACUGCAGUCACAAGUGCAAAAGCAGCAACAAGUGCAACAGCAUUCUCAAGUGCAACAGCAUUCUCAAGUGCAACAGCAUUCUCAAGUGCAACAGCAUUCUCAAGUGCAACAGCCGCCGCAAGUGCAACAGCAUUCUCAAGUGCAACAGCCGCCGCAAGUGCAACAGCAUUCUCAAGUGCAACAGCCGCCGCAAGUGCAACAGCCGCCGCAAGUGCAACAGCAUUCGCAGGUGCAACAGCACUCGCAGGUGCAACAGCACUCGCAGGUGCAACAGCACUCUCAAGUGCAACAGCAGUCUACACUGCAACAUCAUUUGCAGGUGCAACAGAAGUCACUUCUGCAACAGCAUUCGCAAGUGCAACAGCAGUCACAAGUUCAUCCAAAGUUGCAAGUGCAACAGAUUUUUCCAGUUACUCAUUCUUCAUUAAUUUCAAACAAGGCAGUUCCCUCAAUCAGAUCAAAAUCUGUACUGACCCCUAAAUUUGCUCCAACAUCUAUGGCUAAAGUACUUCAGUCUUCACCAGCUGUGAAAACUGAACCAACAGAUAAGGAUGAAUCUAAAACUGUUCCGUGUGCUGCAAGAACAUAUUUUGUAUCGAGUACCCCAAAAGUUUCAUUAGCUGAAAGGACAAUACAGACUUCAUCAAAUUCUUGUAAAGUAGAAUCAGUGUAUACAACUGUUCAGAAUUCAAAAUUAUCUCCUUCAAAUGUUAAAUCAUCAGCACAGAGAUUGACAGGUGCGACCCAGGAAUUUGUGCAAGCAGUUUCACUUGCUGCUUCUUCAAAAAUUCAAAAUGUGCAAAUAUCAAAAACUGUUACUAUACCAACUACAAGGUUGGAGACUAUACCAACUACAAGGUUGGAGUCAUUUAGCAGGCUAAAAUCCACUGGCACUCCAACUGUAAGGACAGUUCAGUCACCUACAUCGACUGUAGCGUGUGUGUCAGUUCCCGGUGUAUAUUCAGAACUGUCUAGAAAAAAGGGUGGCAAAAAUGCACCAUUAACUUCAGUGCCAUCGAAGCCAUCAAACACAGACACUAGCAAGGCUGCAGUUGUUCCACGUUCAGUGAAUGUAAAGUUUGAAGAACAGCGUGAUCAAAACUCCAGACUUUUGAAAACUGUGCGCAACAAUGUUACACCUCAGCCUAGAAUGUUGCUACCCAAACAAGUCCAGAUAGAGAACGGAAGUGUAAAUUCGUCAAAUACAUUUAAUUUGCUUAAUUUAUCUAGUAAUGUUCAGGGUUCUCGUGUAGUGGUGAACAAUGUGUCCACGUCACUUCCACAAAGACUCUCGCCACCCAAACAGUCUAUGUUGGAAAGUAAAGGUGCUAGGGUGAAAACGUCUGCGGAGAGUAAUCAGACGGAGUUAAAUGGUAAUGUACACGUUUCUCGUGCAGUCGGAAGUAACGUGCUGUCCGAAGUUUCUGUGCUCUCGAGUUCCGCUGACUCCUCUGUGUUCACCAUCGUUGCCUCUCCGUUUACGUUUGCAGCCAAUGAACCUCCACAUUCCGCCCCUGCAGCGUUGCAGCAGCCGGCGCUGGCUCCGAGACCUGCGGCAAGCUCUCAGCGGUGCGACAGCUUGCCGGCUAUGAACGGCGUGCAGAGUUCGUCUGACUCUUUGCCGCUUCUCUGGCAGGACAGCGCUCUGCAAGAGAUGGUGAGAUCGUCGUCCCUAGAGACGAAAGUGCAGCCUGUACAGCCAGAUGACUGCACAAGUAUUCUGCCUCUCCACCACGUACGAAGUUUGAUGCAGAAUUCUGUGUACAACCUAAUUCAAGAAAGAAGUAGCAAUAACUAUUGGAGCCAAAGGGACCCAUAUUGUUCAUUGUGUGUCGUGUUUACUGCUAGUGGUGAUCUUGUUAAUAAGACAGUUUUUCGAGCAAUGCCAGAAGGCAAACCUACCAACAGCACUGUAUGGCUACCAUCAAGCCUGUUUCUCAUUCCAUCAAAGCGUCCGGAGACUAACACCAGGCUACAGAACCACGCAAAAGGGUCCACACUGCUAACUUGCCAAGACUGCAAUGUGUGUGUGCAUGCAGCGUGCUACGGAGUGACCCUUCUGCCAAAAGUUGUGAACGAGUGGCGCUGUGAUAAGUGCAGAGCUGCCGCACAUCAUGUGGAGUGUGCGUUGUGUGGGCGCCAGGGCGGUGCGGUGAAGCGGACAACAGACGGGGGCUGGGCCCACUUGCUGUGUGCCUUGCUGGUUCCUGGCAUCUGGUUCAAGGACACCAUUUGCAAGGAACCCAUCAAUAUGCUCUCUAUGAAGCAGGCACAUGGCAAUAGGGAAUGUGUGUACUGCCAGUUGAUGGUGGGUGGCACUGUUUCCUGCUUUGACCCCAUGUGCGGGAUCACAUUCCAUGCUUCUUGUGCCCUGAUCAAUGGAGCAAGCUUCAGCAUAGACUGCUCGGCCAGUGGAUACCAGAUAGUGGUGAUGUGCCUCAUACACAGCUACAACAAACGUCAGCAAAGGCAUAUCAAAGUUGGUCAGAAGGUGUUUGCGCGUCAUAGCAACGGCCGAGUCUGCGAGGGGUUCAUUACAAAUAUCUCCAACAGCCUGUACUACACAGUUUCUUUUGGAGAUGCAUCUUUCUGUGAUGAUGUGGACCCACAGCAUAUCAUGAACUAUUCCUGUAGUGACGAUGGGCCACCGCCUCUUGGCACUGAAGUGGAGACAGUUUUGUCGGACGGACAGAUCUACACUGGUCAGUUCGAAGGCAUGUCCCACCAUCUCCAGUAUACGGUCACAUUCAGAGAUUCAACUCAAGUCACAGUGAAACUAGAUCAGGAACCCAUUUAUAUCAGAGGGCAGAAUCUGCCAAAGAGAAUUGAAAAUAUUUUAAUGGUGGAAAAUAUGUGUGAAAAUGAGCCUCAUGGUGGUAAUGGUGACUUUUUGUUGGCGUAUGAAUACACUGAGGAAGCGGGCCCACAGUCGGACAGCUCUGACCCGGGCCUCGCCCUCAUCAUGGAGGGGGCGGGCAGGAGCAGCAGCAGCAGCAGUCCCAAGCUGCUGGAAGACUCAGACGGCUGAGGCCCCGAUCCACUCCGCGUCUCUUUUCGGGCCUACGCCGGCGGACCAGGCCCGCCAGUCCAUAUCCUAGAUGCACUUUGUUAAUUAAGUUUGUAAUAUUGUUUUACUCACCAAUGUGUUCAUUUGAUACACCAGUAUUUUUCUCAGCAAUGUGUGUACUACGUCGUUCAAAAGAAUGAUCUUGUUGUAAAGAGCGAUUUUUACUAUGUAUUUGUUUCGGAAUUGGUUUUUGUGCCAUUCGCAUCAGCUGUGUUCUGAUUCAUAAUUGCAUCGUUAUGAUUUAUUGAGUUGACAUUGUAAAUGCAAUGUUUUUUUUUGAAACGUGAGACUGAAAAAAAAAAUUUGAACGCUUUGUCUUGUGCGACAUAAAUUAUCAAGUUUUUUUUUGCCAGCGGUACUUGACAUUACUGAUACAUAUUGUCAUGGUAGAUCUGAUGAUAAAAGUGUUUCGUGUGGUACUACUGACAGCAGUUUUUGGUUUCCAAGUAAUUGAUUGCUCUUUGCACAUUAGGCAAAUGGUUAUCACAAGAAGAAAAUCGCAAGUUUUAUUGUUUGCGUAGGUUCAGAGCUACGGAUUGUUUCUGGUGAUGUUCAAGAGGUAUUUGCGCAGAUGUGUUGGAGGGAUUUAACUAUUACUAAGAAGAUAGAAAGUUAUACACAGUACGGUACUUUUGAAGUAGGUGUUAGGGACUGAACAUGAAGUUAGUGUGGUUGAAUGUGAACUGUAUUUGAAGACUCAGAUUCGGGUAAUGGAUUAUUAGUUACAGUAAUGAAGUGUUCUAAAAUGACAAAACUAUGCAAGCUUGUAAAUAAUGUGUCAGAUGAUAAACUGGCUUGUCCAGCCAUGCAAGAAAUGACAUUAUUAUAUAUAAUAUUUAAUAGAUCUAUUUGUACAUGUAUGAGUGCAUAUGCAUUGUCUGUGUGUGCUUCAGAUGUGAGACUGCUAAUGUGUGUGAAUCUUUUUUAGUAUUGGCUGGAUAAUUUUGUAUAUGUGGAGUCAUGUAGUACAAUUUGUGAUUAAAGAAGUUAAGCUUUUGGUAA
Molecule: messenger RNA, 8662 nt
Organism: Bacillus rossius redtenbacheri
Lineage: Eukaryota; Metazoa; Arthropoda; Insecta; Phasmatodea; Bacillidae
Exons: 20
Coding region: 689-7621 (2310 amino acids)
Biological process (GO): chromatin remodeling; regulation of gene expression
Cellular component (GO): nucleus; chromatin
Molecular function (GO): histone H3K9 demethylase activity
Source: RefSeq, a predicted model, not a curated record